AUGAAUUUUGUACGUGACAUUAAUGAUACAAAAUGGCCCACCCCGGACACCUCCGUCGCCGACCUCCCCCGCCGGAGGGCCCAUAAGGCCCACCGGGGGCCCAAUUCAGACGACACGUCAUGGCAGAGCUCCGUGUCGUGGCAGCCCGAGCCCACGUCGGCAUGGGCCCAACAGCCCAACGGGCUCGGCACGGCAUUCGGCCCGUGGACCCCACCGUCGGCCGCCAUGGGCCGGCCUAAUCACAGCCCGGCCCUGUUCCGACGCUCCGCCCAGGACUACUACCUGUCCCGGACCUCGAACCCGAUCUACGCGCAAUCCAAAUGGGCUCGGCGACUCGAGCUCCUGAGCCACGUCUCGGGUCCGAGCCACUCCCAAUCGGGCCAAUUUAGUAGUCCAAAUCUCGACACUAGCACGUCUACUGUGCACACAAAUUCGGGUAGCUCCAAAGCUUCCCGCCAACGCCGUCGUCGGAAAAAUCUGACGUCCAAUUUCGAAUCCUCUCUGACUAGUAAGGAUGAUCUCAGUGUGGUGGAUUAUGUUGCUCCUCCAAGUAGCCCACGAUCGUCAAAACAUUAUAAUAAUAAUAAUAAUAAUAAUAAUUCGUACGAUAUUUCGUUCUCCCAUGAUUAUCACACCGACAAUCUCUACGUAACCCCGCGAAGAGAGAACGAAAGAGGCGCGGAUUCGACGCAUGGGUCUGAUUUGGAUGAUGAUCAUGAUGGGGCCUAUCGAAGUGACGAUUAUGAUUCUGCUGAUAUCGAUGAUGACGAUGAGGAGGACGAGGAGAGUGUGACCCAACCUGUGGGCCUGUUUAGCUUGUUCAAGUACUCGAGUUCGUGGGACCUGGCUCUUGUGUUCUUGGGCUGCGUCGGAGCCAUGAUCAACGGAGGAUCACUUCCUUGGUACUCUUAUUUGUUCGGGAGUUUCGUCGAUAAGAUCGCGUCGGAGUCUAUAAAUGAUAAGACUCAAAUGAUGAAGGAUGUGAAUAUGAUAUGUCUCUACAUGGGCGUGCUCGCUGCAAUAGUGGUCGUUGGGGCGUACAUGGAGAUAACAUGUUGGAGAAUGGUGGGGGAGAGAUCGGCGCAGAGGAUACGGAGAGAGUACUUAAAGGCGAUACUGAGGCAGGAUAUUGCAUUCUUCGAUAUGCAGGUGAGCACGGGAGACGUGAUGCAUGGGAUAUCCACCGAUGUCGCGCAGAUCCAAGAGGUCAUGGGGGAGAAGAUGGCGCAUUUUGUUCACCAUAUCUUCACCUUCGUAUGUGGAUACGUGGUGGGCUUCAUCAAGGCGUGGAAGGUGGCUUUGGUGGUCUUCUCCGUCACCCCGUUAAUGAUGUUCUGCGGCAUUGCUUACAAAGCUGUCUACGUUGGCCUCACCGCCAAGGAACAGGCCUCGUACCUGAAGGCGGGAAACAUAGCACAGCAAGCAAUGAGCUCAAUAAGGACGGUGCUCUCCUUCGUGAUGGAGGACGACAUGGCUCGCCGGUACGCCGAGUGGCUCGAGCAAUCGGCACCGAUCGGUGUCAAGAUUGGAUUUGCGAAAGGUGCAGGGAUCGGCGUGAUCUAUUUGGUCACCUAUUCGCAAUGGGCUCUCGCCUUUUGGUACGGGUCACUUUUGGUCGCUAAGGGGGAGAUCAGCGGGGGAGAUGCGAUUGCUUGCUUCUUCGGUGUCAAUGUUGGUGGAAGGGGUCUGGCUUUGUCACUCUCGUAUUUCGCACAAUUUGCGCAAGGCACGGUGGCGGCGAGCCGCGUCUUCGAGAUCAUCGAUAGAGUCCCGGAGAUCGACCCCUAUGGCUCGGAAGGACGGACACUAUCAUCGGUCAAAGGUCGGCUUGAAUUCAAAGGAGUCAACUUUGCGUACCCUUCUCGUCCUCGAACCCAGAUUCUGCGCAAUCUCGACCUGACUAUCCCUCCAUCCAAAAUGGUAGCACUCGUCGGAGUCAGCGGCGGAGGCAAGUCCACAAUUUUCGCACUCAUAGAGAGAUUCUACGAUCCAAACCAAGGAUCGAUCAGCUUGGACGGCCACGAUUUAAGGUCCCUAAGAUUAAAGUGGUUGAGGGAGCAAAUUGGGCUCGUGGGCCAGGAGCCUAUGUUGUUCUCAACAUCAAUAUUGGAGAAUGUGAUGAUGGGCAAAGAGGGGGCUACUAGAAAAGAGGCACUUGCUGCUUGUGUUGCUGCUAAUGCCCACACCUUCAUUUUGGGCCUUCCUCAAGGCUAUGACACUCAGGUAGGCGACCGCGGAGCACAACUGUCUGGCGGGCAAAAACAAAGAAUCGCACUAGCUCGGGCUAUAAUCCGGAAUCCACGAAUCCUUCUCCUCGACGAGCCAACUAGCGCGCUCGACCCCGAGUCCGAGUCUGUGGUCCAACAAGCCAUAGAUCGAAUCUCGGCCGCUCGAACCACCGUCGUUAUCGCCCAUCGCCUCGUCACCGUCCGGCACGCGGACACUAUCAUUGUCCUCGACCGCGGUUCUGUUGUCGAGUCCGGCCAUCACCACGAUCUCAUUAAACGGGCCGGGCUUUACGCCAACCUCGUGAAGCUCGCCACAGAAAACAGCGACACCGGGCCUCACCGGCACAGCCCAACUCAUAGUAAGGCCCAAUAUGCUGCUAGCUUUACCGAUGAGUCCACAAAUGACCUGUCCAGGUCACGGUACGGAAGAUCCGUGUUACUACCGAAAACAGAAGCAGAAGCAGAAUCAGAAGACGAGGACGAUAAACGAAUCGAGGCUGCAAAGCCGGCCGAAAUUCAAACAUCAGAGAUAUGGAAGCUGCAGAAGCCGGAGAUCCCAAUCCUCCUAGUCGGGUUUCUUCUAGGCGUGAUUGCCGGAGCUAUUUUCUCUAUUUUCCCACUGCUUUUAGGGGAAGCUCUCCAAAUCUACUUCAACAACAACAGGGCCACAAUGAAGAGAGAUGUGGGCUACCUAGCCCUGGCAUUAGUGGGCCUGGGCCUGGGCUGCAUCGUCACCAUGACGGGCCAGCAAGGCUUCUGCGGGUGGGCCGGGACGAGGCUAACGGUGAGAGUCCGGGACCUGCUGUUUCGGUCGAUUCUCCGGCAGGAGCCCGGUUGGUUCGACCUCGAAGAGAACUCGACCGGCGGGCUCGUCUCGCGGCUCUCGACGGACUCCGCCGCGUUCCGGUCGGUGCUCGGCGACCGCUACUCGGUCCUGCUGAUGGGCCUGGGCUCAGCCGGCGUCGGGCUCGGCAUAUCUUUCGCGCUGGAUUGGAGGCUCACGUUUGUCGCCGUGGCCGUGACCCCCUUCACGCUCGGCGCCAACUACCUCAACCUGCUCGUCAACGUGGGGCCCGGGUUGGACAACGGCGCGUACGCACGCGCGAGCGGAAUCGCCGCGGGGGCCGUGUCCAACAUACGGACGGUCGCGACGCUCUCGGCCCAAGACCGGAUCGUGUCGUCGUUCGACCGGGCGUUAUCGGAUCCUGCGCGGAGCUCCGCGAGGCGGACGCAGAUCAUGGGCCUCGCGCUCGGGCUUUCCCAGGGGGCGAUGUACGGCGCGUACACCGUGACUCUGUGGGUCGGGGCUUACUUGAUCCUGAAGGGCCUAUCCAAUUUCGGGAACGUGUUCAAGAUAUUCUUGAUUCUGGUCCUCAGCUCGUUCUCAGUGGGCCAGCUCGCUGGGCUCGCGCCGGACACGUCGGCCGCCCCGUCGGCGAUCGCCGGAGUGCUUUCGAUAGUUAAGCGUCGCCCGUCUAUCGAAGCCGAUCGGGAGAAUGCAGGUAAGACUAUCAGGGGCGGAAAGCCGCUGGACGUCGAGCUGAAGCGGGUGACGUUUGCCUAUCCGUCCAGACCUAAUCAGACGGUGCUGAACGAGUUCUCACUAAGAGUGAAGGCUGGGGGGACGGUGGCGAUCGUCGGCGGGAGCGGGAGCGGGAAAUCGACGGUGAUCUGGCUGGUGCAGCGAUUCUACGAUCCAGAUCUAGGGAGGGUGAUGGUUGGAGGGUUGGAUGUGAUGGAGUUGGAUGUAAAGUGGCUGAGAGGAGAGUGUGCUCUAGUGGGCCAAGAGCCCACGCUUUUUGCUGGGACCAUUAGGGACAACAUCGGGUUCGGCAACCCAAAGGCCUCGUGGGCCGAGAUUGAGGAAGCCGCUAAGGAGGCCCAUAUCCAUAAGUUCAUUUGUGGGCUACCCCAGGGAUAUGAAACCGAGGUGGGAGAGAGUGGGGUUCAGCUAUCGGGCGGGCAAAAGCAAAGAAUAGCGAUCGCGCGUGCCAUACUAAAGCAAUCGAGGAUCUUGUUACUGGACGAGGCGAGCAGUGCGCUAGACCCGGAGUCGGAAAAGUAUGUGCAAGAAGCAUUGAGGAAGGCAUCGAAGCGGGCGACGACGAUAAUCGUUGCACACAGGCUAGCAACCAUUCGAGAGGCCGACCGCAUCGCGGUGGUGAAGGAUGGGAAGGUUGCUGAGUUCGGCAGCCACAAUGCGCUGCUGGCGAACCAUCCCGACGGGGUGUAUGCCACGAUGAUGAAGGCCGAAAUCGAGGCCCAUGCUCUCUCCUAAGUCUUAAGAAGAGCUACAAAAUUCACAUUUUUGUUUAUUAAAUUAAUUUUUAGAUAGAUAUAUUAUUGCACAUUGUUUAUACGAUGAUAGGGAUGAAAAUUUUAUGUUAUUCAUAGCUCCGUGACCAACUCGACAUUAUUACUUAGUUAUAUACAUCAUCAUGCAUGCCACUACAAUGCUCGAUAUUUAAUUUACAUGUUGUAAUUAUUAU
Ananas comosus (pineapple) is the source of this 4717-nucleotide messenger RNA. RefSeq names its product ABC transporter B family member 19-like. Gene Ontology annotation, biological process: transmembrane transport. Gene Ontology annotation, cellular component: membrane. The record is from RefSeq and is a predicted model, not a curated record. The transcript has 11 exons. Gene Ontology annotation, molecular function: ATP hydrolysis activity; ABC-type transporter activity; ATP binding. The coding region runs from base 1 to 4506 and encodes 1501 amino acids. Lineage: Eukaryota; Viridiplantae; Streptophyta; Magnoliopsida; Poales; Bromeliaceae.